AUGGACGGAGGCAUGGCGUUUGUGCUGCCCAGCGGCCACAUCCAGGCCAAGCCAGCCCCCGCCAUCGCGGAGAUCGCCGGGCCCUCCAGGGCAGCUGGCGGCCUGUCCCUCGCGGGCACCGCGAGCGCGGGCUGCGCCCUGGCCUUCGCCGCGCGCGCCGUGGGCCGCGGCCGCCGCGCGGUGGGCCGAAAGGCGCGGAAGGUGGCGCUGAAGGCGUCCACCGUGGACCAGCUGAAGCAGGUGGGUGGCAAGGAGGGCAGCAUCCCGCUGGACAGGUACCGCAACAUCGGUAUCAUGGCGCACAUCGACGCGGGUAAGACGACCACCACUGAGCGCAUCCUUUAUUACACCGGCCGCGAGACGAGAAUUGGCGAGGUGCACGAGGGCCAGGCGACCAUGGACUGGAUGGAGCAGGAGCAGGAGCGCGGCAUUACGAUCACCAGCGCCGCCACCACGGCGUUCUGGAACGACCACCGGGUGAACAUCGUGGACACCCCAGGCCACGUGGACUUCACCCUGGAGGUGGAGCGAUCCCUGCGGGUCCUCGACGGCGCCGUGGCGGUCUUCGACGGAGUCGCUGGCGUGGAGCCGCAGACGGAGACCGUCUGGCGCCAGGCUGACAAGUACAAGGUGCCGCGCAUGUGCUUCGUCAACAAGAUGGACCGCGAGGGUGCGGACUUCUACAAGGAUGUGCAGAUGAUGGUGGACCAGUUGGGCACAAACCCUGUGCCCAUCCAGCUUCCCAUUGGCAAGGCGGGGACGUUUAAGGGCGUCUAUGAUCUCGUCGAAAUGAAGUCCUACAUCUGGACCGGUGAGGAACUUGGCGCCAACUACGACGUCACGGACGACAUCCCGGAGGGCAUGGAGGAAGAUGUGGAGAAGUGGCGCGAGAACCUCAUCGAGAAGGCGGUCGAGCAGGACGAGGAGGUCCUGGAGGCCUACUUGGAGAGCGGGGAGUCCCCCAGCACCGAGCAGAUCAAGGAGUGCCUCCGCAAGGGGACCUUGUCCUUCAGCCUGGUGCCGGUUCUCUGUGGCUCCGCCUUCAAGAACAAGGGGGUGCAGCCACUGCUGGACGCGGUUUGCACCUACUUGCCGUCGCCGCUGGAUGUGCCGCCCACCAAGGGCAAAAACCCCAAGGAUGAGGAGGAGGAGAUGGUCCGAAAGGCCUCAGUGGACGAGAAGCUGUCUGGGUUGGCCUUCAAGGUUGCGGCGGACCCCUACAUCGGCACGCUGACCUUCUACCGCAUCUACUCGGGCAAGGUGAAGUCAGGCGACAUGGUGUGGAACCCCAGGACCAAGUCCAAGGAGCGCUUGGGCCGCAUGGUCUUGAUGCACUCCAACAAGCGCGAGGAGAUCAAGGAGGCCGGGGCCGGAGACAUCAUCGCCAUCGUGGGCCUGAAAGACACCACCACAGGCGACACCCUGUGCGCCAUUGACGCCCCCAUCGUGCUGGAGAAGAUGGACUUCCCGGAGCCCGUGAUCAAGGUGUCUUGCGAGCCAGACUCCCAAAAGGAUGCGGACAAGCUAGGGGAGGCCCUGGCGAAGCUGGCGGCGGAGGAUCCUUCGUUCCGCUUUAGCCGUGACGAAGAGUCAAAUCAGACCGUCAUCGAGGGCAUGGGCGAGUUGCACCUGGAGAUCAUCGUGGACCGCCUGAAGCGCGAGUUCAAGGUCGGCGCCAACAUUGGCAAGCCUCAGGUGGCCUACCGUGAGACGAUCACGGAGCCGAUUGAGCUGUGGUACACCCACAAAAAGCAGUCCGGUGGCUCCGGACAGUAUGCGAAGCUCUGCAUGGUCUUCGAGCCCAACGGCGGCAAUGGCUACGAGUUCACCAACGAGAUCAUUGGCGGAGCCGUGCCCAAGGAGUACAUUCCAGGCGUGAUGAAGGGCACCGAGAAUGAGCUGCAGAACGGCAUCCGCAUGGGCUUCCCGGUGGUGGACGUCAAGGCCACGCUGAAGGACGGCGGCUUCCACCCCGUGGACUCCUCCGCCAUCGCCUUCGAGAUCGCCGCGCGGGCCGCCUUCAAGGAGGGUGCCAAUCAGGCGAAGCCCAUCGUGUUGGAGCCGGUGAUGAAAGUGGAGGUCAUCACUCCGGAGGAGUACAUGGGCAACGUCAUCGGCGACCUCAACAGCCGCCGCGGCAUCAUCCAAAACCUGGCCACGCGCGGCAACCUGCACGUGGUGAACGCCUCCGUGCCCUUGGCCGAGAUGUUCAGCUACAUCGCGGAGCUGCGGAACAUCUCCAAGGGCCGGGCCAACUACAGCAUGGAGUUCGAGCAGCUGGGUCACGAUGUGAGCCUGGCGGCCGCUCGUGUGCUGCGCACGCUUGCAGAUUUCGAGCCCUUCACAGCUUUUAAGAAGGCUCAAAAGACCGCCGCGGUGCUGGUGGCCUUUGGGCUGCUGCUGGCCGCGCUGGUCUCGUAUCCCUUCUUCGAGGACAAGAGUACUGGGCAAGGUAUUUUCUAUCAUGACCUCUGGAGAGAACUGGGUGGCAAAGCCCUGCUCGUCAUGGGCCUGCUUGCAGGCAGCGUGGUGGGGCUGCUGCUGGUGCCUGUGGUGGUUUACUUCGGAGCAGAUGUGGCGCGGAUGCUCUACGAGAAGAUCACAGGUGCAGAGUUUGGAGCGGAGUUCAUUGCCGGGACGAUGCAGGGCAUGGCCUUGAGCUACCUGGUGACCUCCAUCGCCUCCGCACUCUGGACCGCGGUGGGGAUGCUGCUGUUCAUGCAAACGAAAGACCUAGAGUUUGCGCGCGGCUUCAUGUUCCUGAGCUGCGCUGCCGUGUUCUCGAGCGUCGGGACGCUGUCGUACUAUUAUAGCAAGCUGGCCCCGGAGGAUGCUCCUGCUGUGGAGGGCGAGGAGGAACCCAUCGCGGAGCGCAAGAGCAGCUAUGGCUCCAAUGCCUCCAAUGCACGCUCGGAGAAAUCUGGCGGCGGAUGGUUCGGCCUGGGCGGAGGCGGCAAGCGUGACUCUGGCAGCGCAGCGGAUGAGGCGCUGCAGAUUUCCAUCGGCAGCUCCGAGCAAGCGAAGCUAUCGCUUGCUCUCCCAAGAGUCGCCGCCAUGCCGACUUACGAUGUGGAGGGCGUCCCGGUGGAGUUCCCCUACGAGGCGUACGAGUGCCAGCUGGACUACAUGCGGGCCGUGGUGCGGUGUCUGGAGGGUUCUCAGAAUGCCCUGCUCGAGUCGCCCACUGGCACUGGCAAAACGCUUUGCCUGCUUUGCGCAAGCUUGGGUUGGCGGCGGCACCGACAGCAGGAGCGGUGGAUGCAGCCCGCACCAGCUGGGAAGCGCAGGGCGGCCCAAGCGCCGCCCACGUGCCGAAGAUUUUCUACUCCUCCAGGACCACAGGUCAUGAAGGAGUUGAAGCAGACCAGCUACAAGCCCUGGAGCGUGAUGCUUGGUUCGCGGCAGCACUUCUGCCUGCAUAGCUCCGUGAUGCGGCACACUGGCGCGCGGCAGAACGCCAUGUGCCGGCGCGUCGUGGACGAUCAUCGCUGCCCCUUCCACACAGGCUUCCGCAAAUGUGGCAGCAAGGUCUCUACGGCGCUCAAAGACAUCGAGGAGAUCGUCGAGAGCUGCCGCGAGGCCACGGUCUGCCCCUACUUCAAGGUGCGGGAGGAUGCCAAAGAGGCGGAGCUUCUGUUGCUGCCGUACGACUACCUCAUCAGCGCGCAAACCAGAGACAGCCUGCAGGUAUCCUUGAAGAAUAGCAUCCUCAUCUUCGACGAGGGCCACAACAUCGAGAAGCGGUCCUGUGAAGAGAACGCCUCCUUCGAGCUCACCCAGGCAGACAUCGCUGGUGCCAUUGCCGAGCUCGAGGACGCCUUUGAGCUGGUGGAGCAGGGCCAAGUGGAGGAGGAGGUCUUGAAGGACAUGCCUUGCGACGUCUUCCUGAAACACUUAAACCUGGUGAAGAAGCACCUCUUCGCGCUGGAGGACGCCAUCUCGGCAGAGAAGCUAGAGAAGGACGGUCAGCUGCAGCGGCUGUUGUGCAAGGGCCCCGGCAGCCGCAUCCUGACGUUGCUGGCCAAAGGGGGCGACCGGGGCAUUGCCACGGAGAAGGAGGAUCUCAAGCACAUCACCCAGCUUGUCCGCAGGGCGUCAGACGUUCUCACCCACGGCCAAGAGACGGCCAACUCAGGCGGCCAGUACUUGGAGAAGAUUCAAAGUCUGCUUCUGACGGCCUUCCAGCAUGACAAGGAGGAGCUCGAUAAGAAUUACCAGCUUCUCAUCUACGAGGAAGAGCCCGAGAAGAAAGGCACCAAGCGCAAGGCGGUGGAUUUCUUCACCGCCGACGGCACCCGCCCGGAUGGCAACACCCCGCGGCGGCUCUGCUUGUGGUGCUUCUCCUGCUCGGUGGCCAUGAGGGAGCUCUUGAAGCACGAGGUGCACUCCGUGAUCGUGACCUCAGGAACUUUGUCGCCCAUCAGCAGCACCGCCGAGGCAUUUGGAGUGCCGUUUCCCGUGGUGCUGGAGAACUCUCACGUCAUAGAUCCUCGCAAGCAGCUCUUCGGUGCGCUCUUGGCCAAAGGCCCCACGGAGGUGAGCUUGGAUGCCAGCUACAGCCGCCGCAACGACCUUGCUUACAUCAAGGAGCUGGGCGCCACGGUGCAGCGGUUAGCCAGCGCGAGCCCUGAGGGCAUGCUCUUGGCCUUCUCCUCCUACGGCAUGAAGGACAGCGUGCUGGAGGCCUGGCGCCAGCAUGGCAUCCUGGAGGAGAUCUCCCGGGAGAAGCCAAUCUUCGAAGAGCCCAAGGGCAGCAACGAGACGAAGCAGGUGAUGGAGCAAUACAACAAGGCCCUUGACAGAGGCGGGCCCGGCGCCAUCCUGGCAGCGGUGUGCCGAGGCAAGCUGUGUGAAGGCAUCGACUUCACAGACAAGCAGUGCCGAAUGGUAGUGAUGGUUGGGAUUCCCUACCCGGCGAAGAAUGAUUUGCGUGUCAUCCUCAAGCAGGAUUUCUUGGACUGCCAUCUGCAGGGCUCCGGGAUUUUGUGGUACCAACGGGAGGCGAUGCGUGCGGUGAACCAGACAUUGGGGCGGGUCAUCCGUCAUCGGCAGGACUACGGCGCCGCGGUGCUCUGCGACGCUCGCUUCGGGGGCCGCAUGGGCGGUUUGUCCUCCUGGCUGCGGCCGCAGGUGUCCCUGAUGGCGAUGGAUGCAGCGGUGCAGGCCUGCCGCCGCUUCUUCGGUCUGGCAGAAGCCGCGCCGAGGGCGGAAGCGGCGGAACCGAGGGCUGGCGAGCGCGGCGCCGCUCCAGGUGCCAACGAGGCAGCGGCUCCCGCUCCAGCCGCUGCCAAGAACGCUUCAAAGGCUCUCAACCUUGCCAGAGAGCUGUGGCGGGGAGCGCAGUCCUUUCGUGAGGAUCUGCGGUGCGGAGCCACGCCGCAAUCGCAGCUCGCACCGUCGCAGCCUUCCGCGCAGGCGCCGCGCAAGAAGAAGCCAUUGGAGUUCAAACGAACCGCAUUUCAGCCAGCGAGACCUGUGGAGGAGGAGCAGUGGCUGGAGAGCGCAGAGAAGCUCCUCCCAAGAAUGGACAUGGCUGACCUGCGCAAGAGCCUGUCCAUCGUGCGGAGGAAUUCCAGCGAUGCCGUGGAUGGAAGUGCGCAGGCCAUGUCCGCUGUGAUGGAGGCGCUGCGCGAGUGCGCGAGCUGCCUUCAGCCGGCCUGGUGCUAUGACACGCCGGAAGAGGAGCGAGGCGGCGCCAAGCACUGGUGCAGAGCCUGGGCCCGCAGCUGCCGAAGCUGCUGCAGGGCAUGUGGCGCACCUCCGUGGAGGAGGUCCGGGCGAGCCAGCUGA
This is a messenger RNA of Effrenium voratum, 5790 nucleotides long. NCBI's taxonomy places the organism in Eukaryota, Dinophyceae, Suessiales, Symbiodiniaceae. The record is from the annotation of a GenBank genome assembly.